CCCCAUCCGAGAUUUGACAAUUUCAGCAACGUAGAGUUUUGCGGCGGCAGCAGCAGAAGAAGAAAAUGGGGGUGGGGGAAGGUGAGGCGACGAAUUCGCAAGGCGAAGUGGAAUCAGGGCACAAGAACAGCCACCCGUUCUCGUCGCUGGGACGACAAUCGUCGAUAUACUCGCUCACGCUCGACGAGUUCCAGCACACGCUAUGCGAGAGUGGCAAGAAUUUUGGGUCCAUGAACAUGGACGAAUUUCUCAGCAGCAUCUGGAACGCCGAGGAGAGCCAAGCCAUUAACUCUAACCAUAAUAUUAACGCUAACAACAGCAGCAACAACAACACAGGCUUGCCUCUGAAUGAAACAAACGCUGAAAAAGGAGUGAUCAGGAAGCAGCCAAGCCUUCCUCAUCAGGGUUCUCUGACGCUCCCGGCGCCGCUCUGUAGGAAGACGGUGGAUGAAGUUUGGUCUGAGAUACGCAGAGGACAGCAGGGUCAUCAGAGCAAUAGCGGUAGCGCCAAUGGCAAUGCGCAGAAUACCGAAUCUGCCCCUCGCCAGCCCACUUUUGGGGAGAUGACUCUCGAGGAUUUCUUGAUCAAAGCAGGCGUGGUUCGGGAAUCCUGUGCUCCGGCAAUGCCCGCCCAAGUCCAAGGCCCAGCCUCGACGCAGCAGCAGCCGCCCCCGCCGCCGUAUGGGAUGUACCCGAGCAACAACUCUACAAUGGGUCCCUCCUUUGUUGGUAGGCCCGUAUUGGCGGGCAAUGUGGUUCCGCCGUACCAGGCGGUGGCUCAGGGAGAGCCUUCUUCUGGGUACGCCGGGAAUGGGAAGAGGGAUAAUGGGUAUCCGCCACCGCCGCCGCCGUCGGGGGUUUGCUAUGGAGGGAGGGUGCUGAAUGGAGGCGGUGGGUAUGGGGCGACGGCGCCGACUAUGGGAAUAGGGGCACCGUUGAGCCCGGUUUCGCCGGAUGGGCUGGGAGCAAAUGAGAACUGUGGUGGUCAGUUUGGGGUAGAGAUGGGGAUGUUGAGAGGAAGGAAGAGGAUCAUCGAUGGUCCGGUGGAGAAGGUGGUGGAGAGAAGGCAGAGGAGGAUGAUCAAGAACAGAGAGUCGGCUGCGAGAUCCAGAGCCAGAAAACAGGCAUACACGGUUGAAUUAGAAGCAGAACUGAACCAAUUAAGAGAAGAGAACGCCCAUCUGAAACUGGCGCUGGCCGAGCUUGAGAGGAGAAGAAAGCUACAGAGUCUUGAGGAAGCAAACAUGAGAGUUCCUACCAAAGCUCAGAAGGCUAGAGAGAAAUUGAGGUCUUUGACAAGGAAUGUGAGCUGUCCUUUGUGAAGAACAUGCGUGCAUGAAGUAUGGUAGCCAGUGACCUCUGUAGAUUUCGUAUUUUAGUAAUUAGAGUUGUAACUUGGUAUAAUCAAAGAGCGAAAACAUCGUGAAGCAAAUAUAGUGGGAAGAAGGAAAAAUAGAGAGAACUCAGAAUGAAACCAGAACUAGGUAGAGGAUCUUGAGAUCAAGCUAAAUUACUGAAAUGCUUAAGACGGAGCUGUCUGUAUUAUUAAUGGCAUUCAAAAAUUCACCUGUGUGUGUGGGCGGGGACGUACCUGAUGUGUAUAUGUUCAUCUCGAUCUCAGCUAGUUUG
This is a messenger RNA of Neltuma alba, 1629 nucleotides long. RefSeq names its product protein ABSCISIC ACID-INSENSITIVE 5-like. Lineage: Eukaryota; Viridiplantae; Streptophyta; Magnoliopsida; Fabales; Fabaceae. Bases 66 to 1322 code for a protein of 418 amino acids. Gene Ontology annotation, cellular component: nucleus. Gene Ontology annotation, biological process: positive regulation of DNA-templated transcription. The transcript is spliced from 4 exons. Gene Ontology annotation, molecular function: DNA-binding transcription factor activity. The record is from RefSeq and is a predicted model, not a curated record.